This is a messenger RNA of Punica granatum (pomegranate), 622 nucleotides long. NCBI's taxonomy places the organism in Eukaryota, Viridiplantae, Streptophyta, Magnoliopsida, Myrtales, Lythraceae. The record is from RefSeq and is a predicted model, not a curated record.
AACCUUAACAACAGCCGAAGAGAGCAGAAAGGAAAAGUGUUUCAUAGAAAUUAUGGGGAAGGUCAGGAGUCCUGCUGCUCUCGUGCUUGUUCUUGCAAUGGUGAUGGUGCCUCACACUCUUGGGGCUAGGACCGUCCCGACCACCAAUGAUGCUGGAGGCCUCGCCGACCAGAAGAACUUCCUUACAUAUGGUGGCGUGGGCGGGUAUGCCGGUCUAGGAGGCCCAGGUGCCGGUGGUGUGGCUCCCGUCUUCGGCGGCGUUGGAGGAGUUGCUGGUGUCACUGGUCCUUCUGGUGGUACUGGCGUCGUUGGUGGGGGCAGUAUCCCCGGAGUUGGCGGUGGAGUUGGUGGUGGCGUUGGUAGUGGCACUGGCACCGGCGUUCUUCCCUUCCCUUGAUCAUCCUUGCUACACGGCCAUAUACAUGUUUUACUGAGCUUUGUGUGCGUCAAAUUUCAAAGUUGUGUGUCGUCCAUCGUCAUGCUUAUGAUAUUUCUUGUUAGUGAAAGUGUUGGUCAGUUUAGUCGCGUGAUUACGUACGUGCUUCUUAAUAUUUCUAGGAUUUUAAGGUUUACUUGUUUUUCCCCUCUGUGCAUGCUUGUUUCCUGGAUGUAUUCAUCAUCA